CUACACGUUUCAUAUCUGAUUUGCCCUAAGUUAGUCCAGUUUAGAAUUCUAAGCUUUCAGCAUGGGAAACAAAGGACACCUUUACAUUCUGUUUAUAGGUUUAAUUCAGCAAUGUAUAGAAGGUGCUCUAAACACUGAACUACCAAAAUGUUGGAAACAAUAUGGUGAAUGUUUGGAUUUGAAUGAACGCCCUCUGGAUUUAGUGAACAAGAUAAAACCAAAAGAAAAUAAGAAUAUUAUUCGUGUAGUUCAGAAUAAAUACACUCAAGAGGAGUGUCUCAGUGAGUGUGAGAUGAGUCCAGAAUGUCAGUUUUAUACUCUCUACAGUCCGGAUAAAUUAAAGAACUGCUCCUUGGUUGGGUUUAAUCUUGGCAAUACUUGCCAGAGAAUAGAAAAUGUUUGCGUCCUUCAUAGAAAAUGCUCAGUGUUUGAUCAAAACUGUGGAAAGGCUUGUACCACUGGACAACGAUUGAUUGAAGAUAGGUCAGAGAGCUGGCACACACUAGUAUUGGGGGGAAAGGUUUCCAAUACACAGUUUGAAAAAACGGGGGAAAUUCUUGAUGAAUCUGGAACCAUUUGCAACAGUUUUCCAGUAGACGAGAUGGAAGGUGCAGCAGGAGUAUUUAUCCAUGAUAUCAAUGACCCUACUAAAGAUCACGUUAUUGUAUGCGGAGGUUGGAAUUCUGCGAAUAAAUAUAUGAAAAAAUGCGGAAUUGGGAGAAGUACAGGUUUUGAUUUUGGAGAGAAUCCUACUGAAGUGGUAAACUUACUGAAAGAAAGAGGAUUUUUCUCUAUGGCUGCUGUAGGCACAAAAGCAUUUGCAUUCGGAGGGUACAACACUGUUACUGGAAUGCUGAAUGAUAUUGAAGAGUAUGAUGGAACUACCUGGUCUGCUUCAACCAUUACUUUACCCUCACCAAGAUCCCAUACCUGCGCGGUACAUGUGCGGAUGAACCAAAAGGAUAUGAUCUAUUUACUCGGUGGUUGGGAUGACAAAAUUAAUUUUCUGCCAGAUGUCCUGAAGUUCGAUGUUGUAGAUGGAGUUCUUUCUAAGGAUUCUAGUUUCAGUUUAAACCUUCCUGUUGAUAUUGAAGGUGUGAGUCCUGGAAGAGCUGAUAUGGCCUGCAUGCAUUACAGGAUGAAAGGAUGGAAUGACGGAAUUCUGAUAACUGGUGGUUAUAGAUCAUCAGGAGCUUGGCUUAAUACUGUUUGGUUCCUAGAUCUAACUAUUGCUCUCAACCAAUCUGGAACUGCUAAUCCAUGGAUCAGACUCAAUGAUUUGUCUAAGAAUUUUGACGGAGGUCGUCAUUACCAUGGUAUGUCAACAACAGCUGGACAACCGUGGAUUAUUGGUGGAUGGAACAAUGGACCUCUAAAGUCAACCCUGUCCUACUUCGAGUGUGAAACCGAAGAUAUCACACGUCCCGGUAUCUGGAAGAGUAAUAAGUUCAAAACAUUGAAAGUGGGAAGGGAGAAGUUUGCCUCUAUAUCCGUCCCAAAACGAAUAAUUCCAAAUGCACAGUUGUGCAAUUGACUCGGGUCAUUAUAAAAUACUUCUGAGGGUUAGUAAAAUUAAUCCCAGGAUAUUUUUAGACACGGAGAAGAAUAACGCAACCUUCUCUACGACAGCUUUAUUUCUAUACUUAAGCAUAUAGAUUAAAGCACCUUUCCAUCUCAAAGAAUUAAUGUUUGUUUCUGAAGAAUGCAAAACUGCAAAUUCUUUACAUGAAAAAAGUUCUUUAAUCAAUUAUAUCAAAAUAAUAAUAUCAAAUUUAGUAGCAUGAUAACGUUUAGAUUAAAU
Messenger RNA from Eurytemora carolleeae, 1801 nucleotides. RefSeq lists its product as uncharacterized. NCBI's taxonomy places the organism in Eukaryota, Metazoa, Arthropoda, Copepoda, Calanoida, Temoridae. The transcript is spliced from 16 exons. Gene Ontology annotation, molecular function: protein binding. Bases 62 to 1534 code for a protein of 490 amino acids. The record is from RefSeq and is a predicted model, not a curated record.